Oryza sativa Japonica Group (Japanese rice) is the source of this 5929-nucleotide messenger RNA. RefSeq lists its product as uncharacterized. NCBI's taxonomy places the organism in Eukaryota, Viridiplantae, Streptophyta, Magnoliopsida, Poales, Poaceae. The record is from RefSeq and is a predicted model, not a curated record. Gene Ontology annotation, molecular function: protein binding.
AGGAAACCCCGCCGCCUAUCAUCGCCACCGCAAUCCGCUUCCGCUCCGGCGGAAUUCGGCGUCGUCCGUGGCGGAUUCGCCUCCAUCCCCAAGUCCAAAUAGAUAUAUCCAGCUCCUCUCCUACCCACACUCCCGUAUGCAACCCACGGAGAUCGGCGCCGUCUCUCCGUCCGUUUAAACUCUAAGUUGAGCCGAGACGGCUUGGGGGGAUGGCGGCGCCCGGCGGCCGAGGGGGUGCGGCGGAGGAGGAGGAGGAGGGCUGCGAUCUGUUCCAAUGCUUCUGCAAAUGGCGCAAGCGCUGCAGCCCUCGCAUCCCGCGGGUCUCUCCGGGGAGGGAUUACGUCUGCAUAUCCUCCGAUGCCUCCGGCGACAGCACUCCCAAGUGGUCUGUCCUCGUCGGCUGCACCUCCAUCUAUGAGCCUUUCCAUAACCUGCGGACACAUCGCUUCCGGGUUUCCGAUUCCGGCCGAGUCAUGGGCUGCAGCGACGACAUGCUCGAGCGCUUCCGCGGCGUGUCCCCGCACGACGACGAGCACACUGUUUUCUCCUCCGCCACAGCUGCCAUGGCGCCCAACAGCCGCAACAUGUGCAUCAUCUGUGCACACUCUCCCUCGUUCGACCAGAGAAGCACUGACACUAGCGGUGGUGGUGGUGGUGGAGGACAGGACAUUGGGCUGCUUCCUAAGGUGUUUUUCAUGGAUUGUGUUGACAAGAGUUUGACGGUCUUGCCACCUAUACCAUUCCCACAUGGCUCCUAUCAGUCUGUGUCAGCUCAUGGUGAACUCUGGACUCUUGCUACUGUGGAAGACCCAGGACCCUCUGGCGUCAAAAGGCGACUUUUGGUGUAUCGAUUGGAUGGAACUAGUAACUCUUGGGCUAAGAUCAGUGACAUUGACUUCCCUUACCGCCGCCCUUCGGUCAACAUCUUCUGUGGCGGACCUCUCCUUCAAGGUUAUGCUGUCAUCAGCGACAGGUUCAUCUUGAUGUCCUUUAUCGAUCUCAGCUUCUUCUGCUUUGAUUGUGUUUCGAGUUCGUUGACGCGAGUCACCACUGAAGAUGAAACUUUCCAGUAUGUUCCUAUCAGAGGUAGAGCGGCGCAUGUUGCUCACAAUGACAACGGCAUCUAUUUUAUCGAGCGUGGCACAUUGUUCAGAUAUAACUACUCACCAGAGAGCAACAAGCCACUGAAGCCUCCUGAGGUGAUCGACGCUAUCUGUCCCUACCGGAAGGAAGGGUAUGGAUUCGUCAUUCACCUCAGGAAUGACAUACUCUGUGCCGUUUGGAUGAACAUGAACAUACCUUGCAAGUGUGCCACACGGCAUGUCCUAAUCACAACUUUCCGAAUUGAAUGUCAGCUCGAUAAGGAUGAUUUUGAACCUAAAGUCCUCGAGGUCCUACACUCCACCUGCCGUAGAAUUGGUAUGCUUCGAAGCAAAGCACCCGGGCAUGAGUCCUAUGACAGAUUGUGUUUCAUACAGGAAUAUCUGGACGAUUCAUCUGAGAUUGAUCCUUCGAUAGCUUUGAUGAUGGGAGCAAGGUCCAGCUACUCCGAAGCUGAUGAAGUUGACCCAAAGAUGCUGCUUUGUUGUAGGGAGUUUUUGAGCAUAAGAGAACUUAGUUCAUGUGUAGUUCUUGAAGAAUGUAGGGUAAUGGUCAAAUCAGAAUUCUAUUUCAUUUGUCAGUCGGGUCAACACACAUAUUUAUAUAAGAUCUCUACUGCAAGAGGAAAGUUGACAUGCCAUGAAACCAUUCUAGAAGCAGAACACUCUUUAGAGACAAUUAGGAAUGGGGAUGUCGGAAUAGAUGAUCCGCCUGCAUGGCAUUUUGUGAACUAUGGAGUGAAGCUUUAUGUGAUCCCCUCUGUUCCACAGUACAAUCACUAUUAUGAGGUGGAUGUCUACAGAAACUCCUCUCUCAUCUUGGAAAGCAAACGGCCUAGUAUUUGUUUCUCUGCAGUUUGUCGAGUUGGGCAACGGAUUGUGGCAUUGGGUGAUACUUUGGAGGCCGUGUAUAUUCUUGAUCUCCAAAAUGUGGAGUGGGUCUUUUGCAAGACAUCGUCGACGUUUUUAGACUUAAGAAAGGAAAUCAAGAUUUCUGGAUUUGUAGACCUUGGUAAUGAUUCAAUGAUGAUUUCAGAAGUUGAUGCAUGUGAGUGUUUUAUUCUAGAUCUUAAGAAGAAGCAAUGGUUUGUUGUAGAGCCGCCUAAUGGUGACAUCUGGCAGUACUGUGUUGGUCUGUUGAGCGGAACAUGUAUGUUCAUUGAGGGCUUUAUAUAUACCUGCUCAGAUGGGGAAAUGGUUGCAUAUGAGUUGAUCGAGAAAGAUGGUUUAUACCAUUGGGAUGCACCUGUCAUAAUGAGGUUACCAUGGAAGAAGUUCUCUAACAGGAAAUUUAUGGCGUUCUGUCCAAUUUGUAAAGAUGUCAUACAUGAUGACAUUGCAUUCAGUAUUGUGGAGGCGCGUCCGUUUGGUUCAAGUCAUACAGUAGCUACUACAAUAGUACAAGUGAAGCUUCAGGAAACGACACGAGGAUCCAAAAGACCAGUUGGAAUUGCUCAUGCAGAUAUUUCAACGUCAUCGAUUGAACAAAAUGGAUGGAUCUUAUCCAACUACGCAUUUACUUUAUAAGCAACUUUAGAAGUCUCUCCUGCUGGGACUCUCCUGCUCGAGCAUGGAGACGGGAUGCUGCUGACGACGACGGUGGACAUGUCUGGGGUGACGGUACACGUGAGCCCAUCCAGCUUGAGACGACGAGGAAGGGGACUGAUGAGUGGUGUCACGGCGCCGGCUAGAGGGUCGAUGAAGCAGGCCUCGUGGGAGGCGCCGACGGCGAGGAGGCGGCCGCUGGCGCCGAUCACCAUGGUCUGCGCGGGGCCGGCGGCGAGGCUCGGCGGCCAGGGGCAGUCGCGGGUGGUGCCGGAGAAGACGAAGCGACUGUGAAGGAGCGGGUCGUGGCGGUGGUGCGGGGCCAGAAGCCAUGGCAGGAACGCGUUCGGCUUCGUCGCCGCUGGUGACGAAGCCCCUGUCUCCCGCCAUGUGCGGCACACGCCCAGGAACCGCACGAAAUCGACCACGUCGUCGAGCUGCGCUGCGAUCAUGCCGAGCAAGUCGUCCGGCACGCUGAUGGACCACAUCCCCGUCGCCGCGGAGGCGUCGUCGUCGUCGUCGUCGCCGCCGCGGCCUGCAAUUGCAACGGUUGAAUUCUCGCACGCGCGCGGGAUGAAUGGAUGAAUCGAUCGAUCGAAUCGAAACACGAAAACGCAGGGGAUCGAAGGCAGGCGAUCGAUCGAUCGAACAUACCUGACACGCUCCCCGUCGAUCUCCGCGCCUUCUUCGCAAUCUCCAUGUCAACCGCCCCGGCAACGGGAGCGAUCCCGAGCUAAGCGUCCGCAACGCACGAUCGGGAAGAACGCAAAUGCCGCCUGCGCCGAGCAGCUGGCCUAGCCUGGCUGUGCACGCGGCUGUCGCCGUCGCCGCCGCCGCCGCCGCUACUCCACGACGACGAGCAAGCAGAUGAGAUUUUGUGGGGGGAGUCUCUCGCUUCCGGUUUGAGGCGGCGAUUGGGAUUUGGGAGGGAGACGCGGGUAUUUGAACGCGCGGAGGGGAGGGGAGAGGAAGAAAGACGAGUGGUUGCCACGUGGCACGCCGGGUCCCGGUCCCGCGACGCGAAGCAGCGUACUGCGUGCGUGCGCUUCAUUUCGUUUCGUUGGGCCGGGCUUUCCAGAAGGCACGGGUCCAACCGAUUACGGGGCACGCGCGGCGGCGGCGGCGGAGUGACCGGCGCGACGCCGCAGGCCUGCAAUGUGGGCAUUCCUGAUCUCCCCGCCGCUCCGGGAUGCCCCCCCCCCUCCGUCGCCGGUGCCGUUGAGCGUGCUUGCCCCGCGGUGAGAUUGUUUGGUUCGGCCGCGGCUAGGGUUCGGGUAGGUGGCUGCUCGCCUUGCUUGCCUUCCAAAAAUUGUUUGGUUCCAUGAGUCGUGGCGUAUUGGGUGCUCCAGUGUAGGAAGCAGGGUUACACUCCCCCCGUAUCGUAUCCUUGGCCAUCUUGCUGGAUUUGUUUGGUACCUGAGGAUCUAGCUACAAGUGCCAUUUUAAAUUUGGGAAUUCUGACGUUUAGCUUCAUAAAUAGGUGUUUAAUUUUGGAGACCUGUAUAUGUUUUUUCUGCUUCGGACCCAAGUUGCCUAGUGCAUUGUAUAGUUUAGUGGGUUUCUUGUCAUUUUAAAUGAGCAAACUAAUCUUAAUUUUCUCUGUGGCAACGUGGAAGUGUGGAUAUUUUGUAUUCUGCAAGUGAAUAGGAGGUGCCUGUAGAAACUUGUAGACUGAUCUUGCAUGAUUUUCACAGCAUCAAGUCUUAACAUGGAGUAUGGCUUGUCCUGCUGUUAGUGAGAUGGGUACCAUCUAUUACAGAAUCAUACACUUGUAUACAUGGAGAAUUUGUUUUUUCUCGUUAAUGGAGCAACUCUCGAUAUUUAUGCGAUUCUUUUUAUAUCAGCAGUUUGAUAAAUCACUGGCUAGCAUAUGCACUGUACAGAAUUGGCUGUUAUGGACUUAUGGUGACAUAUUACAUAUAAACAUGACAUGCAUUGGGUGGAAAACAAAAUGUGCAGUGAGAUUUGUCUGAUUUUAUAUUUUGUGUUUUCUCACCUUUUCUGAAGAUUUUUAUGAGUAGCUUAGUCUGAUAAGCUUUAUCUGUUUCUGGGAUAUAACAUUGUUGAAGUAUUAGUGUGCAAUAGAGCCUGUACAAAUAGAGUUAACUUAUUCUCCUUGAGUUUUAUGGCUCAUGACUUCAUGCCCUCUGGUGUAAAUUGUUUGUGAUUUUGGAGCCAACUGCCAACAUAUAGGUUAUCCUCCUAUUCUGUCCAUGAUGAUGGCUACUUAGGAACAGUACAAGUAUAGUUCCUUAAGUACUUGCAACUGCCUUAUAUGCUAGUAAAGUAGUAAUAAUCAUUUUUCACUUCAAUAAGUAAACACUCAUUCUGGUAAGCUACUUAUGAUGAGUUAGGUGAUGGGAACAUGUGUGAACUCGAGCUGCAUCUUUGGUGUGACUGAUUUUUGUUCUUGUUUAGUGUCCUUUUUGGAUGCCUAUUAUAGUUUCAUUCUAUUGUCAUAUUUUCCUGCCAUUUUAUGUACACUGAAAGGAAAACUUUCACUUCAUCUGAUGAACCUGGUUUGGAUGGAAUUCUCUGUGUUCUUUUGAAGCACAAGUUUCUAUAUAUAUCUGUUCUAUCUUUUAUUUUCUUACAUUCUUCUUUUCCUGCAUCAUGUGUUUUAUGUAUGUUUUAUAUUUGAUUUUCUUGUUAUUUCCAUUCCUAGAUCAAAUGUUUUAAGACGAAAGUGAAACAAGUGUAACACAGACUGAAGUAAUAAUCGGAAGGUAUUUUUACCUGGGCUUAGCAUGAUUAUUCUUGAAUUGUUUUGUUUUCCUUGUCCCAUGAGCAUUAUUGCAGCAUAUUUAUCAAAAGAAUAAGAAGUCAAUCUGAGAAUUACAACCAUAUAAAUUUCUAGCCUGUUUUUUAGUCACAUACUGUGCUGAAAGAUGGCUUGACUGUUUACCAGAGGAAAGUUACACUUUAUGUUGAAAUAUUCUCCAACUGAUUUUUUUUUUUUAGUUUUUCAUAGGUUGUUUGGCUUGGCAUUUUUCUUUUGCUCUUUGGUGGAUCCCAAAUAAAUGGCUUUUUGUGAGCAAGCGUUUGGAAAACCAUAGCCCUGCUGGUGAGAUGUGAUUUUCAUGGUAAGAGCCAUGCGUUAUGAUAAUGGAUGCUUUUUUUUUACUAGCUAGUCAACUUGAGAUGAGCCUCAUGACAGAAUGAUUGGUAAAGAAGUGGUUGUUGUAUGUUGACAUCCGGUUCAAUCAGUAGCUCUAUUUUUUUGUUGAUUACUAGCUAUACACUUUUCUUGAAAAAAGAAAGUACUGUGCGUGCAUGCAGGUCAA